Messenger RNA from Chlamydomonas reinhardtii, 2351 nucleotides. RefSeq lists its product as uncharacterized. Bases 268 to 1896 code for a protein of 542 amino acids. The transcript has 6 exons. NCBI's taxonomy places the organism in Eukaryota, Viridiplantae, Chlorophyta, Chlorophyceae, Chlamydomonadales, Chlamydomonadaceae. The record is from RefSeq and is a predicted model, not a curated record.
CGACACUGCGUCCUGCGAGCUGCCGAUGGACGGGAGAACGACUGUGCCAGAAGCGCUGUGGUAGCCAACUAACUAGUAUAUCUUCCUGCAUUUCGCAAAAUGGAUCGCUUCACAAACGCAUUUGAGGCGCUGCUCGCUGCGCUGGCCGACGCUGUAAAGCAGCUUGGGGAGGGCGGCCAGUACCCGCAGAGCCGGCAGCGCGUGGAGGAGGCCAAGCAGGACUUCAUCAGCUGCUGUGACGUCAUGUGCUUCCAGCUGAAACAAGGCAUGGACGUGAUCCGGGCGGAGAUGCAGCAGGCGGUGCCGGCGGCGUCAGUGCUGUCGGAUGCAGCCAGCCUUGACGCCGCACAAUUGAAACAGGUCCAGGAGUCGGUGGAGGCAUUCGCACGCAACCUGAAAGCCGGUGGCGCCGAGGCGGUGGCGGCGGCGGCAGCGGAGGCGGCGGAGGCGGCGGAGGCGGCUCAGGCGGCUCAGGCAGUACAAGCAGCUGCCGCCGCGGUGGCGGCUGCAGAGGCCGCGGCCGCGGCGGCGGCGGCAGCCGCGGCCGCAGGCCCCACUCACAUGGACACAAGCGGCCCUGGCGCAGUGCCCGCGGCGGCAGCAGGCAUGGUGGCGGGCAGUGCUAUCGCCGGGGUGCAGCCGGGAGGAGGUGUGGGGGUCAGCGGCAUCCCGGGCAUGCCCGGGGCUGUGCCGGUGCCGGUGCCGGUGCCGGUGCCGGGUGGGUACCCGCAGUCGGCUGCGGCGGCUGGGGUGCCGGGCAUGCCGGGCAGCGGUGUGGUGGUCAAGCAGGAGCCGCAGGCACAUGCGGAGCCGCAGGCGCACGCGCACCACCCCCACCACCUCCCAACGGGUGUGGCCCCGGUGGUGAAGGCAGAGCCGGGGCUGGCGCACGGUGCCAUGCCUGCAGCGGUGGGGUACGGCCCCGGCGGCGUGCCGAUUGUGGCGGCGCCGGUGCCACAAGGCGCAGCGGCACCCGCCGCUCCUGUUGCCGCACCUCACGCCGUGGUGGCGCAGCAACAGCAGCAGCAGCUGCUGCAACAUCAACAGCAGCAGCUGCAGCACCAACAGCAGCUGCAGCACCAACAGCAGCUGCAGCAGCAGCCUCCGGUCGGGUCGCCUGCUCAGGGCUACCAAAGCGGCGGCGGCGCUGCGGCUCCUGCGCCGGCUCCUAUCCCGGGCAUGCCCGGGGUUCCGGUAAUUAUGCCGCCGCAGCAGCAACAGCAGCAGCAACAGCAGCAGCAACAGCAGCAGCAACAGCAGCAGCAACAGCAGCAGCAACAGCAACAGCAACAGCAGCAGCAAGCCCUACACCAGCAGCAGCAACAGGCCAUGCACCAACAGCACCAACAGCAACAGCAGCAGCUCCAACAGCAACAGCAGCAGCAGCAGCACGUCAUGCACGCGUACCAGCAGCAGCAGCAGUCGGCGCCUCCGCAGCAGCAGCAACAGCACAUCCCGGGCAUGCCCAUGCAUCAGCACCAGCAGCAACAACUCCAGCAACAGCAGCAGCAGAUGGCGGCAGCCGCGGCCCCGGCGCCCUACCAGCAGUUGGCGCCGCAACAGCAACAGCUGCAACCGCAGCAGCAGUACCAGCAGCCACAGUACGUACAACAGCAACAGCCGCAGCAGCAGCCGCAACAGCCAACGCAGCAGCAGUACAUGCAGUACAUGCAGCAACAGCAGCCGCAGUACGGCCAGCCGCAGCAGUACGGCAUACCGCAGCCGCAGUACGGCCAGCAGAUGCCGCAGCAGCAACCGCAGCAGUACGGGCAGUACGGCUAUGCGCCGCACGCACAGCAGCAACAGCAGCAGCAGCCACAGCAAGGCUACAUGCAGCAACAGCAGCCAGGGCAGGGGCAGCCCGGUGUGUACGACGGGACAGGAGGCUACCGCUAGCGUCCGCUUGUGCUCAGUGAUGGAAAUGGAGUUGCAGCGACUGUGUCGCAUGCGGUGUGAUGGCCACACGUGUUACGUUUGACUUCAUGAGACGCGCGGAGCUUGUGGUGCGGCUUGGUUUACUCAUGAUGGGGAUUGGGGAGGGGAGCAUGGCUGCCCGGGAUUCUUGUGUACAGAGUGCCAACAAUGGCGUUGGUGGAUGGCUGGUGUGGGGAAUGCGACAAACGCGAGGCGCAGCAAAAAGGGAGCGGAUGACUGGAGGGUGUUGGGCUGUUGGCAAGGGGGGUGCUGAAAUACUGGCACGGAAAUACUGUAUGCAGGAAUGCAGGAUAGCAGGGUGACGACUCAGCUCGUGGACUGACUUCCAGGUGCGCCGGGCUCUGCUCUUUGUGGCGUCGUCAAUGAGGUCAACCAUCAGACGGUCCGCUCUUGUAUAGUUGUAAUGUCGCAAACUC